Messenger RNA from Sitophilus oryzae (rice weevil), 1559 nucleotides. RefSeq names its product pantothenate kinase 4. The transcript has 5 exons. The record is from RefSeq and is a predicted model, not a curated record. Gene Ontology annotation, molecular function: ATP binding; pantothenate kinase activity. The coding region runs from base 291 to 1382 and encodes 363 amino acids. Gene Ontology annotation, biological process: coenzyme A biosynthetic process. Lineage: Eukaryota; Metazoa; Arthropoda; Insecta; Coleoptera; Curculionidae. Gene Ontology annotation, cellular component: cytosol; nucleus.
GGCGAAUGACUUUUUUAGAUAAGUAAUGUUUAUUUUUUUAAGUAAAUAAAAGAAUUUAAUUUUAAAAAUUGCCUGUUACAUGAUUUGUUAAGUUUAUUUUGAUUGUAAAAUACACCAGAUUGUUUGAUAUUCCUUUUUAUCUUGAUUGACGCUAACAGAUACAGUUUUUCUACUGUUUUUAACCUAAUUGAAAAGAAAGAUAAUGAAAAAUUAUGUCUAGUUUCUAUUUAAAUCACAACCACUUUAACCGUCGUUAGUAUACUUUGAUAACAGGUAAAUGUACUUGUGAAAUGAAAAUGGAUUUUAAGAACAACUACACCAUUUGUCCUGUAUUAAAAGAUCCUGACCACUAUACGCCAGAUAUAAUCGAUCUUUUAAGCAACGAAGCCGCGCGAAAUUACUGGUUAGUAACGUUAGAACGUCUAGUCGAAAAAUUCGUGGACAAAGCCGAGAAUUUGAAUCCACAAAAUCCGAAAGCGACCGAACACGCCAGAGCCUGUUCGCAGAAGUUUCAUAAUUUAGUAGAAAAAAUCAAAUUAAAUCCUUUAAUUUUAAAACCACUUACUGUAAGAACAUUACUAGACUAUAAUGAGGAAAACUUACGGGUACACUUUAAAGACGCUUGGCAAUUACAAAAAGAGACUGAAACAGAACAAGCUUUAAAGGAGUUUAGCGAUAGGAUUAAGAAAAUUAGUUUGAUAGAAGACUUCAGGGAAAAAUGGGAAGAGCUAGUUAAAGGAGUCUUAGCCGGAAACGUCUUUGAUUGGGGCGCCAGUGCUGUGUCUAAUAUAUUGGACACAUCUCCAACAUUUGGACUGGAUCAUGCCAUGGAAACUAUCGAGAGUAGACCUUGGUUUAUUGAUGAUUUGGAUUUAUUUUUGAACAAGUUAUAUAAAAAAAAUUAUAAGUGUGCUGUCAUUUUUGUGGACAACGCCGGGAUAGAUUUUAUAUUGGGAAUACUUCCUUUUGCUUGUGAGUUACUGUCAUUGGGUACACAGGUGGUACUGACAGCAAACUCUUAUCCAUCUUUAAACGACGUUACCUAUACAGAUCUUAAGCAGUACUGUGCGCAAGCUGCAGAGCACUGUCAUGUUAUUAAGGAUUGUAUAAAGAGUAAGCGGUUGGUUACAGUGGAGAAUGGACAGAAGGGACCCUGUUUGGACUUGACAAACAUACCAAAAGAGUUGUGCAACCUAAUGUCCGAGGCCGAUUUGGUGGUACUGGAAGGAAUGGGUCGUGCGGUACAUACGAAUUUAAACGCCAAAUUCGAGGUGGACAGUAUAAAAAUGGCGUCAUUGAAGAACGAAUGGCUAGCUAAAAGUUUGGGUGCCAAACAGUUUUCGGUAAUAUUCAAAUACGAACCCGGAACAGCUUCACUAUGAUCGUGUGAGUGUUUUAUUUCUAAUCUAUUUUAUUUAGGGACUUGCCAGCAAAAUUAUUUAGUUUUGAACAUAAUUGUACUUUGUAUAAAAAUUAUAUAUUAUAUAGAAUUAUAGUUUGUGAUAAUUGAGAAAUGAAACACAGAAAUAAUAUAAUAUAUGUUUUAAUUUUGUUGAAAA